Molecule: messenger RNA, 587 nt
Organism: Euleptes europaea (tarantolino)
Lineage: Eukaryota; Metazoa; Chordata; Lepidosauria; Squamata; Sphaerodactylidae
Gene: TNFAIP8L1
Product: TNF alpha induced protein 8 like 1
Exons: 2
Coding region: 27-587 (186 amino acids)
Biological process (GO): regulation of apoptotic process; negative regulation of TOR signaling
Cellular component (GO): cytoplasm
Source: RefSeq, a predicted model, not a curated record
CCUCUGGAUGCCCCAGAGCAGAAAAGAUGGACACCUUCAGCACCAAGAAUCUGGCUCUCCAAGCUCAGAAGAAACUCCUGAGCAAGAUGGCGUCCAAGAACAUGGCGAGCAUUUUCAUUGACGACACCAGCAGCGAGAUUCUGGAUGAGCUGUACCGGGUAACCAAGGAAUUCACCCGUAACCGCAAGGAGGCCCAGAAGAUCAUCAAGAACUUGAUCAAGGUCGUCAUGAAGUUGGGGGUCCUCUACCGCAACGGACAGUUCAACUCGGACGAGCUGCUGCUGCUGGACCGCUUCCGCAAGAAGGUCCACACCCUGGCCAUGACAGCCGUCAGCUUCUACCAAAUAGACUUCACCUUUGACCGCCGGGUCAUGUCCGGCAUGCUCAACGAAUGCCGCGACCUCCUGCAUCAGGCGGUCAACACCCACCUCACGGCCAAGUCUCACUGGCGGAUCAACCACGUCUUCAACCACUUUGCAGACUACGAGUUCCUCUCGGCGCUCUACGGACCUUCUGAGCCGUACCGCAUGCACCUGCAGAGGAUCUGCGAAGGGCUGAACCAGAUGCUAGAUGAGGACAACAUAUGA